GGAUUCCGGUAACAGAUUUUCAGAGGGACGACUUUAUUCGGAAAGUGCGUCUUCAUAGGCGAAUCGACGGAAAGUUUUCCUGCCGGCAAAAGAUCGCGAGAUCAGUCUACUCUGCGUCGAUAGUGGCAGCUCAUUGUGUCUUUGUUCGCGCUUUCGAAUUCCGGCAGGAUUCAAUUUCUCAGGAUUCCACCAGGUCGAGAUAUGACUCGCGAGUUGCGAGGAUAACAUCAUGAAGGUCACGUUCAUACACCUGGAUCUCGGAAUCGGAGGAGCCGAAAGGCUCGUCGUCGACAGUGGGAUCGCCCUACAAAAUGCGGGUCACUCAGUAGAGUUCAUCACUUCUCAUCACGAUAGAUCUCAUUGUUUCCCGGAAACUAAAUCCCAGUUGCCCGUAACGGUGGUUGGCGAUUGGCUGCCGAGAUCGAUAUUUGGGAAAUUCUACGUGCUUUGCUCAAUUCUGCGCAUGUUGUUCAUAUCGUUGUACCUGGUCAUCGUCAGAAGAGGGUCGAAGAGACCAGACGUGAUUUUUCUAGAUCAAGUUUCUCAAUGCAUGCCCAUACUACGGUGGCUUGGAGUUCCUGUAUUAUUUUACUGCCAUCAUCCCGAUUGUCUAUUGGUGCAGCGUCGGAGUGCAUUGAGAGAUGCUUAUCGGAAACCUAUCGAUUGGUUGGAGGAAUACACGACGUCGCUUGCAGACAUCAUCGUAGUGAAUUCUCGAUAUACUGAGAGAGUCUUCCGCACAACUUUCCGAGGCUUGGCGCACAUUCCCCUCGAAGUCAUAUAUCCCACAGUGAACUUUUCUUUAUUUGAUUCCCCGUUGGAAGAAAACUGUUUGGAGCAAUAUCCCGAGCUGAGAAACCCGGAGCUCACGAAGUUCCUGUCCAUAAACCGCUACGAGCGGAAGAAGAAAAUUCAUUUGGCUCUGGAAGCUCUGAAAAUCGCUCUGGACAGUGGAAGAAGAGGUCUCCACCUGGUUAUCGCUGGCGGCUUCGACUCCGGAAACAAGGAAAACAUUGAGCACUACAACGAGCUCGUGGGGCUCGCCACGAAGCUGGAUAUUGGAAAUCACGUGACGUUCCUCAAAUCUCCGUCCGAUAAGGAGAAGCAGCUCCUGAUGCAUCUUUGCUCAGCGGUCGUCUACACGCCGGAGAACGAACAUUUCGGCAUCGUCCCAAUCGAAGCGAUGUAUUCAAAGAGACCGGUGAUUGCCACCAACACGGGUGGACCUCUGGAAACGAUCGAACACAACUCGACGGGCUUCCUUUGCGAGCCCACUGGAGAAGCGUUCGGCAGAGCGAUGCUAGAAAUCGCAACGAGCCCGAGACGCACCGUGGAGGAAAUGGGUAGCGCCGGAAGGAAACGAGUUGUCACGCUCUUCUCAUUCGAGGCAUUCCAACGAGGAUUAUGCGAACUUCUUGAGAAGCUGGUCCCGGAAAGACGUGGACGGGAGCGGGAGUGACCAAACAAGGGAUUAUAA
Galendromus occidentalis (western predatory mite) is the source of this 1477-nucleotide messenger RNA. RefSeq names its product alpha-1,3/1,6-mannosyltransferase ALG2. Gene Ontology annotation, biological process: dolichol-linked oligosaccharide biosynthetic process. The record is from RefSeq and is a predicted model, not a curated record. The coding region runs from base 230 to 1459 and encodes 409 amino acids. The transcript has 7 exons. Gene Ontology annotation, cellular component: endomembrane system. Lineage: Eukaryota; Metazoa; Arthropoda; Arachnida; Mesostigmata; Phytoseiidae. Gene Ontology annotation, molecular function: GDP-Man:Man(1)GlcNAc(2)-PP-Dol alpha-1,3-mannosyltransferase activity.